UCAUAAAUUCUCACAACGAUCGGACCAAAGAAUCAUACCCAUCUCUUUUGACCAUUCAAACUAGUGAAAAAUGGGGGUACUCAGAAAGAAACACAAAAAAAAAUCCAGAAGGCCGUCGUUUAAGAGUGUUUUAACCUCAAUAUUAGCUACACAAGCCGCAAUAUUCCUCUUAUUGCUCGCCGGUGUUUCCCUCGCUGGCACAGCCGUCGCAUUUAUCGCUAGCAUGCCACUAUUCGUAGUAUUCAGUCCGAUUCUCGUACCAGCGGGUGUUGCCACUGGUUUACUGGCCACGGGUUUAGCAGCCGCCGGUAGCUCCGGUGCAAUGGCUGUCUCCCUCAUCCUUUGGGUCUUCAAGCGAGUAACGGGGAAGGAGCCGCCAAAAAUCAUGUCAAAAGUCUUGAAAAAGGUGUUUCCUGGUGGAGGUGCUGCAGCUAAACUGGCAGCAAAACCAGAAGCCGAACCAGCGGCCGCACCAGCGGCAGCACCAUCAGCCGCACCAGCAGCUGCACCGAGUACAUGAAAGCGGUGGGUAAUAAGCAAAGGAUGAUAGAUAAAUAAUCCAACUUUAAAAAAUAAAUAAUAAUAUUACGUGGCGAUGGAAGUUAAAUUUUCAAAUAUCACUAUACUAAUGGAUAUCGUGGAACAAAAUAGUAACAAAUGUAAGCAUUUUUAUUGUAUAACAUUUUAAGAACGAAGCGAAGUGUCGUUGACGUUAAUUUUAUUCAAGUUCAACUAAAAUGUUAUUCAAGUUCUUGUUCA
This is a messenger RNA of Brassica oleracea var. oleracea, 759 nucleotides long. RefSeq names its product oleosin-B1-like. Bases 71 to 520 code for a protein of 149 amino acids. The record is from RefSeq and is a predicted model, not a curated record. The transcript has 2 exons. Gene Ontology annotation, cellular component: extracellular region; membrane; monolayer-surrounded lipid storage body. Gene Ontology annotation, biological process: lipid storage; sexual reproduction. Lineage: Eukaryota; Viridiplantae; Streptophyta; Magnoliopsida; Brassicales; Brassicaceae.